AUGCCUCGCAAGGACUUUCAGCGUGAUCUGAGCCAAGCAGCCAUCGCACAGUUUCCCUAUCUGAGUAACAUCAAGGCGGGAGAUAACGAUGGGUCGAUCGCAUUCAGGUUCUUCCAUCGUGCAGAGGAUAUCAAAAUCGAGUUUCAGGCCAUCGCAUCAGACUCUAGCGACUACCCCCGAUCACAUAGCUACUUCGUUUUCACUACCUCCGAUGACGUUCCCAAGAGCAUUACAACGGCUGUAGAAGGUGUCCAGCCUCUGCUCGAGGGAGCUUCGAUCACGAAACUGCUCACUACCGUUAGCCAGGUUGUCGAGAGCGCCAUAUAUGGAGAGGAUUCCUUAUCGGACAGUUUGGAGAAGGUGGGCACUGAUGAUGAGGUUGAAUACGACUAUGAGGAUGAGGAUUGGGAAGCAACUAGCGAAGUUUAUGUCGUAGCGCCGAUGAAACUGGAAGCAGAGGCACGGUCAAUGCUCCGCCGUGAUCUUCGCGUCGUGAAGAGUGCAGGCUUCAGAUUGGGAUACCUCGGUAUUGCGACCGGCUCUAUUAUUGUUGCAGUAUCCUGCCGCGUCUCCAAAUUGGGAAUUUCAGAGGAUGCUAUGCAGGCUUGGGAUGUCAAGCCGUCAGAGUACUUGGUGUUACUCCUUCGUUAUCCGUCAGCGUACCGGGAUUUGGAAGAUCUUCUUCGCAACGCAGGGAAUCUAAUGCCUUUGCUCCAGAUGUAUGUUGGUCUUUGCACUUCAUAUAAGCCCAGCCAUGAGGAUGCCAUCCGGGUCUUUCAAGGUAAGGCCGCCGAACAGCAACAGGGUGAUGGUCCUACAGAGUCUAGUGCUUCGGGUGGUGCUUCGGGCCCCAGCAUAAGACCUUUGUUCAUCGAUAAAGCAAUCAAUUCCUUGCUCAACGAACGACUUCUGGCCAUUAUCAGUUACCGAUUGAAACUUGGCCUUUCAUGGACAGGAGCAGAGCUGUACGCUCACCAGUUCCAAGGCAAGCCUUCCAGUUCCCGGGACGAACUGUUGGACGAGUAUUUCGAGCCGGACAGUUGGAGCAGCGCAACACCCGACUUACUGUUAGCUGAUCAUGUUGCUGAUAGCAACCGUGGCCAGUCCCAACUCUCAUUGCCGCUGCUUGCCAUGCAGUUUACCCUUCGCCACUUUGUCAAGUGUACCGAGUUCUGCCUUGUCUGUCAUUGCAGAGUUUCCACGGAUUUCGAGGCCCUGAAACCAUACGUAUGUUCGAACAGUCUAUGCUUGUAUCAGUAUAUGGCGCUGGGAAUGGGCCCCAGUCUGGAAUAUGAGAUCCUUUCGCAGCCCUAUGUCGUCGAUCUGCUCAUCAGUCUAGCCUACUCCCGGGCAAAAGCCGGUCGCCUCGAGGAUUUCCCUACUGGUCUUGGUAUAAAGGUCCCUGGUGCGAUCGGAUGGAUAGAACAACCCAAUUACAAUCGCUACUAUAACCAGCUCCAUCAACAGCCAGUUGCGAAACUCAGGCCCACUCCAACGUUGUAUACUGCGGACCUGGAUUCGGCUAAUCUGGUGCUUCGUCUUGAACGUGCUGACGAGAUUCCUCCUCUUAAAGUCGGUGAUUGGAUUGCAAUCACGGAUUUUGAAAAGCAUAAGGAUACUAAUGGAAACAAUUACAAUUCAAACGCCAACAGCAUCUACCCCUACAACUACCAAGUGAACACAAAGCCUACUGGCCAAGGCCAGUGGCAUAGUCGGGUGCAGACCAUUGACGACCUACUUAUCCAACUCUCGUCUCCAAUUAACUACGGCGAUCUAGUUUCGGGGCCAAAGAAAGGCGAUUCGAAAAAAGGGAACAAGGAUAAUGUGCAAACUGUGAAGUUUGUGAUCUAUGAUACCAACUUCGAUAACUUGGACGAGAAUGAGAAGCGGGGAGUGAUACCAUUACUUCUAAACACCCUACCCAGCGUUGACGCCAUGACUCAGUAUCUUAGCAUGAUUCCUGAUGGAGGAUCUCUUGCCUUGUGGAAAGACCUCAUCUCACCCGCAGCAUUGGAUGUGCUGAGAUGGAUUGUCGCAUCAAACCGCUCAUUCAUUAUGCUUGAUGGCGAUUAUAAUCCCGAGCAUCUCAUCCCCGACAUGGAUGGAUAUGUCCAAUUCCGACUCAUCCAAGGAGCUCCAGAUAAAGAGCAUAAGUUUGAAAACGCCGUCAAAAACCACACAGCUAAUUCAAAACAUCCAUCCAUAUUUACCUGGCAUGGCAGCGACCUGUGUAACUGGCACAGUAUUCUGCGCGAGGGCUUCAACUUCAAAUACGUCGCGCACGGUCGAUCCGAAGGCCAUGGGGUCUACAUGGCUCGAGAAUUCACCACCUCCACGGGUUACUGCUCGAAUAUCUACGGCGCGUACAACGACUGGCCGCAGAGCAAAUUGAAGAUCUCAAUGGUUCUCUCGCUGAAUGAAGUCGUCAACGCGCCGAAUAAGUUUGUGUAUUCAGGGAGAUUCUACGUCGUCAACCAGGUGGACUGGAUUCAGCCGCGAUAUCUCUUCGUCCAGUGCCAGGAUGCUCCGCCCAGAUCCAAAGCGCCUGGGUCAUCUGUUGUCUACGAGCAGGACCCAGCGCUUCCAGCCGUCGGGCCCACCGGGCAAACUCUGUCUUUGCCAUCUUCGAGGCUCGGGGGACGGGGACAGCAGUUGCUCCAAAUGCCCAAGGUGGUGCAACCACCUCCAAAGUUUCAAUCUGUCGAGGAGAAGCCUGCACCCAAACCACCUUCAAAGAAACCACCUGCGAAGCGAGCGGCGCCUAAAGCCGCUGGAAAGAAGACUAAGCGGCGCCGGACGAAGAAUGAGCAUGAGCCUGAGAGCCCCUUGAUUGACAUUACAGCGACCAAGGAUGAUGAUACCGCCAGUGUUGCUACGUUAUACGAGGAUUUAGAGAUCCUCCUAUCUGACGUCGAGGACGAAGAGCCUGUUGAGGUCAUUCCCCCGACAGACUUCCUACCCGGAACCCUAGACGAAAGAACACUCCCCAUGCUCAGCCACCCCACAUACGCAACAACCACCGCCACCAAAACCCUCCAACAACAUCUCAAAACAACUCUCGAGAUCCAAGACAAAGAAUACCCCGGCGCGCUAGGCUGGUAUGUCGACCCCAAACUAAUCAACACCGUCUACCAAUGGAUCGUCGAGCUGCACUCCUUCGACCCGGACCUUCCACUCGCCCAGGACCUCAAAAACGCGGACCUAAAAAGCAUCGUUCUCGAACUCCGCUUUCCAGCCCAAUUCCCACUGGCCCCGCCGUUCGUCCGUGUGAUUCGUCCCCGUUUCCUGCCGUUCCAAGAAGGUGGUGGUGGACAUGUCACUGCCGGCGGUGCGAUGUGUAUGGAGCUUCUUACGAAUACAGGGUGGUUGCCGACUGCUACGAUUGAGAGUGUGUUAUUGCAGGUGCGACUGGCGCUUAUGAGUCAGGAUCCUGCGCCGGCGAGGCUUUCGAGUGAUUGCAAUCUUGAUUAUAACGUUUGGGAGGCGGUACAGGCGUAUAGGAGGGCGUGUAAUGCGCAUGGGUGGGGGAUUCCGGAUGGUUUGACGAAUAUUUCUUAG
Aspergillus glaucus CBS 516.65 is the source of this 3558-nucleotide messenger RNA. Its product is annotated as putative ubiquitin conjugating enzyme. Gene Ontology annotation, molecular function: NAD+ poly-ADP-ribosyltransferase activity. NCBI's taxonomy places the organism in Eukaryota, Fungi, Ascomycota, Eurotiomycetes, Eurotiales, Aspergillaceae. The record is from RefSeq and is a predicted model, not a curated record. The transcript is spliced from 2 exons. Bases 1 to 3558 code for a protein of 1185 amino acids.